GGGGAAUAUUUGAAGCCACAAUAUUGCGGAGGAUAACGGAACCAUGGACAGGAUGUGUUGACAUGGUCGUCUUCAUUGGAUUCAAGCUUCCCUGUCCUGCUCUGGAUACAGUGAUGCAGCACUGAAUGGACCUCUCGUGCCACCUGCAGAGUGACAGCAUCCAAGAAACACCCACCAACAAUCUGGAGAGUUAUCUGCAGCCAACCAACUGAGGGUUGAGAAAGACACACAAGAGACAGCGAGGAAGUAAAACGAGGAAAGAUAAGAAUUCUGAGUUAUAGAGCUGGCGUGAAAGAAGACAGGAGGAUAAAGAGAGAAGGGGUGAGUUGUGGAGCUGCCUGAGUGCUGCAGUGUGGAGGUUGGAGGUCAUGGUGGGGCGGGGCCUGUGGGUGUGUAAGCCCCGCUUUGGUAAGCGGGGGCGGUUCGGGGUGGUGCCUGCUCUCUGUGUGCUGAUAGUCAGUGCUGCCCUGCUAGCUCUGCUCUUCGUGGACUCCAUUGAGUCAUGGGCCACCUCCAUUAACAUGAACACAAUGGUAGAGGCGCAGGGGGGGAUCAUACCCCCACAAAGUGUCCCCCCAACCAGACCCGAGGAGUACCUCCUUAUGCCCAGCCCUCUCGUCUGCCAGCGUGCCAAACCCUACCUCAUCGCCAUGGUGACCUCCGCCCCAGCCAAUCAGAUGGCCCGCCAGGCCAUCCGGGACACGUGGGGUGGGGAGGUGGAGGUCAGGGGUCAUAGGGUCAUGACCUUGUUCAUGGUCGGGGUGGCCUCUGACCCUGGGCUAGCCAAGCUGCUGAUAGAGGAGGCCCGGGAACGAGGGGACCUGAUCCAAGGGCGCUUCUGGGACUCCUACUCUAACCUGACCCUGAAGACCCUCUCCAUGCUGAACUGGGCCCGACACUUCUGCCCCCAGGCCCACUUCCUGGCCAAGGUGGACGAUGACGUCCUGUUCAACCCCGGGGCCCUGCUGCGCUACCUGAACAGGAGCACCGUGACCAACACCUACGAGCAUGGGGACCUGUACCUUGGCCGGGUCCACCUUCACGUGGCUCCAGACCGAGACCCAGACAGUAAGCACUACCUCCCUAGAGGGGCAUACCCUGCAUCUGUCUUCCCUGACUACUGCAGUGGCACUGCCUACAUCCUCUCUCGCUCCACCCUGCUCAAGAUCUCCUUGACUGCCGCUGCCUCACCUCUGCCCACUCCUCUGCCCCCUGAGGACGUGUUUGUGGGUCUGUGUGCCCGUGCGGCUGGAGUGCUGCCCUCCCACUGCCCGCUGUUCUCUGGUGGGCCCACAGUGCCCUACGGGCGCUGCUGCUACCAGGCCAUGGUGUCCAUCCACCACAUCUCCCCCAGAGAGAUGCUCCGGUUUUGGGCCGACAUCCACUCCCCUCCCCCCUGCUCCUGGCUGGGCCUGCGCGCCUCCCUGGGGGUCUGUAAAGUCCGGGCCAUGCUGGGGACCUUUCUGGGGGUGGAUCAGGGGCUGUGA
Messenger RNA from Salvelinus namaycush (lake trout), 1487 nucleotides. RefSeq names its product UDP-Gal:betaGlcNAc beta 1,3-galactosyltransferase, polypeptide 4 (gene b3galt4). The record is from RefSeq and is a predicted model, not a curated record. NCBI's taxonomy places the organism in Eukaryota, Metazoa, Chordata, Actinopteri, Salmoniformes, Salmonidae. Gene Ontology annotation, cellular component: membrane. The transcript has 2 exons. The coding region runs from base 369 to 1487 and encodes 372 amino acids. Gene Ontology annotation, molecular function: N-acetyl-beta-D-glucosaminide beta-(1,3)-galactosyltransferase activity.